AUGAUCAGUGCAGAAAAUGAACGAUGGCUUAAUGCACGUAUAGAUACUAUUAAAAUGCGAAAUAUUUUCCAUCAGGGAGCUGCUGAUCUGCCAGCAAAACUACAAAAAGUUUUAUUAAAAUUUGAUCCAAACGAAAUGAAUAGCAGUGGUCAAUCCCUGAUUCAUUACUUGGAUAUGUUAAUUCGUGCAGGAUGUGAUCCUUCCGAACCUGAUAAGCGUCGAUUACGUACGCCACUUAUGAUGGCUUGCAUACUUCGUAACGGAACUGUGGCACAAUUUUUAAUUAAUUCAAAAGUAAACUUGGCAGCAGCGGAUCGACUUGGUAAUACAGCAUUAAUGUAUGCUGUAAUUCAUGAUCAAACAAAUGUAGUAGGCAAACUGGUAUCGGAAUUAACCAGACAAUGGAGUUUUAAUGUUUUUCAAGCUAAAAAUAUGAUGGGUUUCACAGCGGAAGAUUUGGCACUCAGAAAUGGACGCAACAAUUGUUCAAAGUACAAAAUUUACAACAAUGCUAUAAAAUUUGAUUGCUCACAAAAUCAUAUUUGA
This is a messenger RNA of Thelazia callipaeda (thelaziosis nematode), 546 nucleotides long. The record is from the annotation of a GenBank genome assembly. Lineage: Eukaryota; Metazoa; Nematoda; Chromadorea; Rhabditida; Thelaziidae.